Leptopilina heterotoma is the source of this 1616-nucleotide messenger RNA. RefSeq lists its product as uncharacterized. Bases 400 to 1410 code for a protein of 336 amino acids. NCBI's taxonomy places the organism in Eukaryota, Metazoa, Arthropoda, Insecta, Hymenoptera, Figitidae. The record is from RefSeq and is a predicted model, not a curated record. The transcript has 3 exons.
GAUGCACUUGUACAUUUUCUAUUGGUUAACAGUACACAAAAUCUAGUGAUACCUUAUACGUGUAACAAUAGUUAAAUUUGAAAAGUUUGACAAAAUCCUCAAACUCCACUCCCAGUCUUCUACGAAGUUGCAUUAGAUUUCAAGCAAAUACUGAAGAUUAAAGUUAUUCUAAUAGUUCUUGCUUCGAAAACACAUAAAUUUUACACCUUUGCAAUACCCAGAUAGCACAACAUUUUGCAAACUUCGCAAAUUUGUGGCAAAUUGGUAAAUUUCCGCCUUGUGUAAAGUUUGCGGAACAAGCUUGCAGAAAACUUGCGUGGCAAGGGCAUAGAAUAACAUUAGGAAUAAGUUUCGACCACAUUAAUUUGAAUUGUGAAAAAAAAUUAUCGUUGAGCAAUCAUGAUCAGAAUAGCAAUUGUCUGCUUCCUAAUUUCAUACGUUAAUUGCCUUAAUUGCUCGAGUGAAAUUAAUGUAUCAGAAUUGCGAGAAGCUUUGAAAAAAAUUACCACACAUUUGAAAACGGAAGUUCAAUAUGAAGAUGGGGCACUUUUCAUAAGCAGUGCAAGAGCUGGAAAAAGUACACUAAUUAAUUACUUAUUAGGCAAUACUUUGAUUUCUUCCAAACGUUCUAAAUAUGAUUCAUUAAGCAUGAUCUUGCCGGAUAAAAACGUUAAAGGACCGGAAAUUGAUGCAGGGCCAGUAACAAAGACAACAAUUCUUUCAAGAUGGACUUCACCCAACUUAACAGAUUUGUCCCUCUGGGAUUCUCCAGGAUUUUCUAACGACAAAAAUAGAAUGGAUGAAAUCAUGAAAGCUUUAUCUAAUAUUCAAUUAAUGAAAAAUGUUAAGUCUCUUAAGUUUGUUCUAGUUAUCAACACACAAGACAUUUUAAACGAUUACUCUGUACCGUUUUUGAGUCUUUUAAAUGAUGUUGCAAAUUUUUUUGGAAAUAAGAUUCAAAACUUUCUUCCAAGCAUGUCAUUUAUUUUUUCAAGAGCACCUCACAUUUUAAAUCAAGCCCUAGUCGAUCGCGAUUUUAUUAAUUACUUAUUGCACAGUCGUUAUUUAAACAUAGACGAAUUACAAUUGCCCAGUCAGGUUAAAGAAAUCUUAAGUUACAUAACAAAGAAUAACAAUCAAAUUGGUCUUUUCAAAAAACUUAAUCGAGCCGGUGUGGUUACUUCUGAUUUCGAUGAUAAUAUUUCUGGGUCUAUAAAAACCGCCAGUAGCGUUAAUAAUACCAUUCUUCGCAAUAUACGUCCGUAUCUUUCUACAGAAACCAAGACUUGCCUGUAUGAAACCAAGGCUAAAUUGUUGUCACCCUCUGAAUUUAAUGACUCUGAACAGGAUGUAUUACAGGAAUUAACUGAAAAUCUGUUAAUUUUAUUAUCUGAGUCAGAAGCAGUAUGAAAACAAACGAAUAAGAAUUAAGAAACAUUCAAAACUUAUCUGUACGAGUAAAACGACUAAUAUAUAAUGCUGUGAAGAAUCCAAAAUAAUUCUGACAAAUAUUUACAAACUGUCCAAGAAAUUUUAGGAUUAGAUUUCAUAAGAGACUGUUUAUCAACUUUAAGAAGAAGAAGAAUUAAAACUUUCGAUUGGCAUCGUAUUUGUUA